Molecule: messenger RNA, 1146 nt
Organism: Ricinus communis (castor bean)
Lineage: Eukaryota; Viridiplantae; Streptophyta; Magnoliopsida; Malpighiales; Euphorbiaceae
Product: protein FATTY ACID EXPORT 2, chloroplastic
Exons: 3
Coding region: 143-868 (241 amino acids)
Cellular component (GO): membrane
Source: RefSeq, a predicted model, not a curated record
AUAUGGACUAAACUGGGCCGAAUUGGGCUGGGGUUCCGAUAUAUUUGUUCCACAAGAACAAAGCAGAAGAAACACAAAGAAAGCAAAACCUGUAACUGGAUCAAAAAUGGCCGAAACAAAGUAAAAGAAGGAAAAAGACGGAAUGGCAGAAUCAGUGAUAGGUACAGUUUCUCAGUCAUCUCUUAUAGUUCUAGACUCUUCCAAGUUUGGAUUCCGUACAUGUGCAACUCCAUCAACAAUCAUACGCCUUCACCAAUCAUCCAUAGAGAACCGCAGAUUUUUAGUUUCUUCUGCAGAUACUAAGCACUUGAAGCCAAUCUCCGCUGUCUCUUCCGAUUUCAAAGCGUCUAGUCUCGUUACGGAUAACGUUGACUUGUCAUCUGAAGGGAUUGAGAUUGAACCGGUCACUGGAGGCGGCGGCGACGGUUACGGUGACUCAGGCGGUAGUGGCGGAGGCGGUGGAGGAGGAGGUGGUGCUGGUGGUGGUGAUAGGAAGGACAAAGGAGAGGGAGAGAACGGCGGUGAGAGAAAGAAGAAGAUGGCAUUGUCGAUGUCACAGAAACUAACUCUUGGCUAUGCUGCUCUGGUUGGAAUGGGUGGUGCUAUGGGCUAUUUGAAGAGUGGUAGCCAGAAGUCUCUUUUGGCAGGAGGACUGUCUGCUUCAGUACUGUAUUAUGUUUAUACACAGCUUCCUACUAAUCCAGUAUAUGCAUCAUCUAUAGGGCUUGGUGUGUCUUCUGUACUAUUGGGAGUGAUGGGCUCUCGUUUCUUGAGGUCAAAGAAGGUAUUCCCUGCAGGUGUUGUGUCUCUCGUCUCGCUGGUGAUGACUGGUGGCUACAUUCAUGGCGUCCUGCGUAGUAUGCACUAAAAUCUGCUGAAUGUAAUAGCGGAACAUAGGCUCCCAUUCGAAAAGUUAAUAAUUAGGCGAAAUCCUUGGCCAUCCCCUGUGUAGCUGAUGUCAGUGUCACUUUGUUUUUACUCCUGUCAUGGCAUGUAAAAAUUGUGUUUAGAAAUGUGGAGCUUCAGGACUUGAGUCUUUCUUUUCUGUUUUUUAAUGGAUGUAUCGUGCUGCUAUUCUCUCAAGGUAAACUUACUCUUUCUAUAUUGGAGAGACUUAAUCCAUAUCCCUCAUGUUAUAGGUUGUUA